AUCACGGUAAACAGCCAUUUAUUCUUUACAAAUUAAGGUUAUUUUGUGUUUAAGAUAACAUAAGGAAUGAAAUCUGAAAACAAAAAAUUUUUCCAUACUCCAUUAUCUUUUUUCUAAACUUAUCUAGUUCCUGAAAACAAUAAAAGCAAAUUCCAGACGUAGGAAUCUGUGUUCUGCUCCAAAACAAAAACACGAUUACUUGUCAAAAGUUAAACCAUCCCCGCCCUGGAUCACAUCUGCGGUCGAUUCGUCAGGCCUGCGGUUGGAUUUGCUCUGCAAUCUGCACCUCGUGAUCAGCAGUUGUUUACUCAUCGUCGUUAUCUGAGGUGGUUUGAUCAGAUGAUCGGAGGGAUUUAAUCAACGACAGGAGCAGUCGGCGGCAGAGCCUGCUAACACACAAAGCUGAAGGAGCUGACAGCGACCGACCGGCUAUGACACAUCGAAAACCAUGGCGGGUUGGCACCGGUUAACAGCUCUCUGCAUCGGCUUGUUGUUGUUGUUGUUGUUUGUGGAUCCGAGCGGCGGCAGACCCGCAGAGAAAUGCCUCCAGAACAAGUCCUGUCAGAACCGGAGACCUCCCGUCGUCCUUAUCCCGGGGGAUCUGGGGAACCAGCUGGAGGCGAAGCUGGAUAAACCCAGCGUGGUCCACUACAUGUGUUACAAGAAGACAGAAAACUUCUUCACUCUGUGGCUCAACCUGGGGCUGCUGGUGCCCUAUGCCAUCGACUGCUGGAUAGAUAACAUCAGGCUGAUCUAUAACAGUACCACACACACCUCUGACGCCCCGCCAGGUGUGGAUGUUCGAGUCCCGGGUUUUGGAAAGACGUAUUCCCUGGAGUACCUGGACCCCAGCAAGCAUAACGUGGGCAUGUAUUUCUUCAGCAUUGUGCAGGCAAUGGUGGAGUGGGGCUACACGAGAGAUGACGACGUCAGAGGAGCUCCAUACGACUGGAGGAAAGCUCCGAAUGAGAAUAAAGAAUAUUUCCAGGCGCUGCAGCAGAUGAUUGAGGAGAUGGCGGAGAAGGCCAGUGGACCUGUGGUGCUCAUCGCCCACAGCAUGGGGAACAUGUACACGCUAUAUUUCCUCAACCAGCAGAAGCAGGCCUGGAAAGACAAAUACAUCAAGGCUUUCAUAAGUCUAGGAGCGCCAUGGGCCGGCGUGGCCAAAACCCUCCGUGUGAUUACAUCUGGCGACAACAACCGCAUCCCGGUUAUCAGCCCACUGAAGAUUCGCUCACAGCAACGAACCGCCGUCUCCACCACCUGGCUCCUCCCGUAUGACCACUCUUGGCCCAAAGAUCAGGUUUUUAUCAAAACACCCACCACCAACUACACUGUGAAGGACUAUGAGAAACUCUACUCGGACAUCGGUUUCAGAGACGGUUGGCUGAUGCGUAAGGACACCGAGCCGCUGGUGUCUGACCUGACCGCCCCCGGCGUGGCCGUCCACUGCCUGUACGGCAACGGGAUCCCCACGCCAGAGGCCUUCCAGUACUCGGACAUGUUCCCAGACGUGGAGCCCGACGUGGUGUACGGCGACGGGGAUGGGACGGUGAACCUGCGGAGCGCCGUGCAGUGCAAACGGUGGACAGGGCAGCAGAAGCAGCCUGUCGCCCUCAAAGAGCUGCCGGGCAACGAGCACGUAGACAUGCUGACGAACAUCACCACCGUGGACUACAUCAAAACUGUGCUGUUCUCCCCGUCAAGCUGCCAAAUGCUUGAUGUACAUGGCAACAAAUGUCUCAACUGAAAGUGUUCAGAUUUUCCUUGAGAAAUCCUGAAUCCUGUUUUGUAUGAACUGAUACGUUUAACCCUGAGAUCUACAGGAUGUUAAGAUGUUUUUGUUGGUUAAGACUUCAAACGUUUUCUAUUGGUCUCAGAUUUCACAAAGAUUUUAUUCACCUUGUAAUAGGAUAAAAGAACAUGCAAGUGUCAAAAAGCAGGGAUGGUUUAUUAAAGCUGUGAGAGAUUUCUGAACUCCCUUGACAGUAACAAAAAUUUUAAAGCACAGAUUAUAAUCAUCUAGUUUAUUAAUUAUAUAAAUGAUUUUGCAGAUUUGUGUCUCAAUUUCAUGUAACUUCUUGUGUUGUUGAUUAUUUAUUUUCUGCACUCAGCGAAGCUGUUGCGGUUUUUAUGUGGUCAAUGUUACACGAGUUACAGACCACCGCCAUAUCAAGAGUGUGAUUUUAGUCAGAAAAAUUAUUUUACGAUCCACAUUUUAUUGUGUAAAAUAUAUUAGGAAAUCUGUUUGAUGCAGGGAAAAGAUCAAAAUCUUUUGGUCCAUUUUUCCUGUUUGUGUGUUUUUGUUGGGGUUUGGUUUGAAUCAGGUGCCUUACAAGGCUUUAAUUACAGAAAGCUAGAAGGAAGAGACUCUUCCUGAUUCUGUAACUCUUUUUCCUAGAUGUUUUAUACUUUUCUUUGUUGUUUUAGCAAAUGUCAAAUGCUCUGUUAUGACUUGUUAUAGAAAACCGAACUCCUGCUGUGCAGAUGUAAGGAGAGAAAUCUGGACCUGAGUGAUUGUACUGUGCCAUAAGGCCCUCACUGACCAAACUGAUAUUCUAUGAAGUUUCACUUCUGCUCAUAAAGGUGUGACAUAAACAAGCUGCCUUCUGAACA
Girardinichthys multiradiatus is the source of this 2616-nucleotide messenger RNA. RefSeq names its product phospholipase A2, group XV (gene pla2g15). Lineage: Eukaryota; Metazoa; Chordata; Actinopteri; Cyprinodontiformes; Goodeidae. Gene Ontology annotation, cellular component: lysosome. Gene Ontology annotation, biological process: phosphatidylcholine metabolic process; ceramide metabolic process. The record is from RefSeq and is a predicted model, not a curated record. Bases 449 to 1750 code for a protein of 433 amino acids. The transcript has 7 exons.